This is a messenger RNA of Phaedon cochleariae (mustard beetle), 2719 nucleotides long. The record is from the annotation of a GenBank genome assembly. NCBI's taxonomy places the organism in Eukaryota, Metazoa, Arthropoda, Insecta, Coleoptera, Chrysomelidae.
CCAACUUCCAAGCGGCCAGCCGUUCACUUGUUCUUAGUGCCUCGACCGUUAGCACAGCCUACUACCGCAAGAAACAAGCGACUCCACGAAAAUAACAAAUAUAACAAUGGACAAACGAUGCCAACUGUUGCUGUUGUCGCUGGCCGCUGCUGUGGUGGCUGUACAGGGGCAACACGAAAAUCACAACCACGAGCAACACAGGUCGACUUUCGACGUGAACCAGUACCAAUUCGAGUGCCAUCACGGCGUGAACGAGUGCUACGGCAACAAGAUCCAGGCGUGCGCAUUGAAAUUGAUCGACGGCGGAAAUAAUACGCCCGACUUCGGCUUCAACAAGGUGUCGCUCGGCUUCAUCAACUGCCUCAUGGACAAGGCGGACAAGAACGCCUCCAACUACUUGGCGAUGUUCGGAAGCAUGACAGACGCCGUCCAAAACCCCCUAAAAUCCGUCCCUACCAUCGUGUUCAACAACCAAUUCAAGCAGGCCGAUACCGACAUGGCGCAGACGAACUUUGUGAACGCCCUGUGUCAAUACAUCCACGGAGACCAGCCGGCAGAGUGCACUAGGAACGGAGCUUACAGUCCCCAAGUUGGAUUGGGACUGUUGCUUUUGGCUGCGGUGCUGAGAUUCUGCUAGGAAGGGGCCAUUUUUCUUUAAAGUCGUCAAAGUUUCGUCAUUCUUCUUCCACGUCCAUGUCCAUUCACCAAGUAUAGUACAAGACUUAUUCCACACAUGAAAACCCGUUGGGAGGACAAGCAAAAAGUAGUGUAUUCCCGGAAACAUUCGGCUGAUUGUUAAUAAUUUCGCGAAUGACUUUGUUUAUCAAAACGAGCUGGAGUAUGUCAAUCGACGAAUAUUUCUAGGAAAAAUAUCAUCGAGUUGUAUUCGUUUGAAUAUUUCAUGAUUGAGACAAUAAACGAGCGCCUCGCGAGAGUUACGCACACUGCAUCCAUCAUUCUGGCUGCCAACAUAAUUGACGUUAUAAACGUCGAAAAUUUCAUGAACAUCGCAACAGUAAAAACACAGGAGCUUUUUUUCCAUCGGAUAAAUUUCUCUUGGUAACGAAAAACAUUUGCCGAUCAGUAAUUUUACGAGAAAAACUCACAUAAAAAAUUGCGACCGUAGGUCAAGCAAUUUUGUCUAAGGUCAGUUUUUCGAGAGAAAUAACUGAUGGAGAAUGUUUGAGUGUUUUCUGGCAAGAUAAAUCAACGACAAUAUACAAAUAAACAACAAUAAUGAUUACCUUCAAUGAUUCCGUAUAACUGGUAGUUUGUGGAAUUGAUUUUCUCAUAUUUUCAUGGUUUUUUCAGACGAAAUUUUCCUAAAACGGCUCAUCUUGCUAAUUUACGCGUGAACCAUACCCAUCAAUCAAACUUGACACGACAGAAAAUGGAAAAAGGAGCGAUAAAAAGGUGCAUUCUUUUUUUAUCGAUGUCAAAAUGACUCACGUUGUCGUCAAAUAGCGUUUUCCGUGUAGGAGUUGAUUUAUCGCUGAGAAACGAUGUAGGUUGGUCACGUUGCGGGUCAAUUCGGCUUCUGUAUUGGUAGAGCAAGUCUGAUAAAUUUUAGUAAACAAAAAAUAUCGCUGGAAUACAGCAGAAUCCGUGAAAAUGGUCGAUUCUGAUUGGUUCUCGAGAGGAAGAGUGGAAUAGUCAACAGUAAAAACACAAGAGCUUGUUUUCAUCGGAUAAAUUUCUCUUCCGAACGAAAGGAAUUUGCCAAUAAGUAAUUCGAGCAAUAUUGUCUGAUGUCAUUCAAAAUGUUUCAUUUAUGAAAUAUUGAAACUUCCAAUUUGAUUGAUUGAUUGUAUUUUGUACUCAAAAAACAUAGUUUUUGAAAUAAGGGUUUAAACAAAAUAUACAGGGUAUUCAUUAGUUCGAUGCCAAUACUCGAGGGUGAUAUAUUUUGGAUAAUUUGAGACAAAAAGUUCCCUAAGUGCAGGGUGUUCAAAAAUGAGAAGAUGACUUUCACCCAAUAUUUUCGAAACACCUUUCGAUAUUUCAAUAAAAAAAAACGCGAUAAAAUUAUAAUCUCCCUAUCCUCCCUAGGUAUGCACGAUUUUCUCCGAACAUAGGGAUUCCCUUUCAUGCGCUCCAAGCAAUGAAACAAAAAUCAAUUCAAGUUUGAUAGUUAGGUUAAAAUCCGAAAAAAAAAUAACUACUUUAGGCUGACUAUUUCAUGAAUUUUUGUUUUACUCAUCCUGAAAGAACCCAAAUUUUUGUUUUAUUUUCGAGGACAAAAAGUUCAAUUUGGCUGGUAUAGUCAAUCAAUAGAAAAAAAAAAACCGAGUUUUCAUGUGUUGAAUAACUUCUGAGUCUAUACUUCAUUCCCUAUAUGUAGCGUGAGAGCGUCUUCUUGCUGCCAAUUUUCAAACUUCUAAAUUCAAUUCGCAGAAGGCACUGAGUGACACCUUCCAGUAUUUUUGUGUCUUGGUUAUUUUGUGUCGUGAGGAGACUUGGGAUACGCACUGUAUAAUCCCUUUGAUGUGAGAUAUUUAUCAUUCCGCCUUAAAAAAGUACUUUGAGACAGCUACUUAAAAUUUUACACUAUUUUGUAUAUUGCUAUGAAGCCAAAAUUGUUAUUUUGUAGCCUAGUUAUAGCAAUAUUAUAUAUACCUACCUAGUAUAUUAUGAAAAAUGAGAUUAGAUAUACAAUUUUAAAAAGAUCUGAUGUUGGUGUCUGAAAUUGUUAUUUUUAUUAAAAUAACAUUUUAAACUC